ACUAAUCCCAUUUUCAGGGCCGAGACAUUAGUAUCUCACCUUUAUAUCCAAUAUCUCUGGUAAUGUGCUCUGGUCCUGGAGCUAGUAGCGACCAUCAACAGUACUUCAUUGCCCUACUGGCGCUCGACGACCAAGGUGAAGGGGAAUUAAACACCCGCGAAUUUCUGGAAGAUUUGACAAAGGAUUAGCUAGCUACAAGUAUGGAUGAAGAGGAGCAGUUUGUCAACAUCGACCUAAAUGAUGACAACGUCUGCAGUGUAUGCAAGCUAGAGACAGACACAGGCACCAUGUCCUUCUGUCACGUCUGUUUUGAUCUGAGCAUUGAAGGUGUGUCCCAUGCCACCCUCCUGCACUCUAAAUCCCUACGAGGCCACCGGGAAUGUUUUGAGAAGUACCACCUCAUUGCCAACCAGAAGCUGUCUCGCUCCAAGGUCUCCCGCAGUGCCUAUGAGGGCAUGAAGCUGGCCCUGAGCCAGAAGAUCAGCCGCAUUGUGCAGUACGCCCAGAACAAAGACUCCGUCGGCUUAGAUGGAGGGUUGAGCCGGCGAGGGGGCAAGCACCAGCUCAUCUGCUACAGCCAGAAUGGAGACCAUAAACUGCUGCCCCAGUCAGACGCCCAGGUUCCCCGCUACACCCCACGCUGUAACCAGGGAACAGGAACAGGGGGCCUGCCGGACUAUGCCACAAGCAUUCUGGAGUGCCACUCAGCCCAGGAGCUGGACUUCCUGGAGGACAGACCGAGCCUCGAGGGCCUAUGGGGAACCAAUGGGAGGAGGGGCCUUCAUCACUGCAGCCAGAGCCAGUCCUCUGGGGGAGACCGCCAGACGCUGCACUCAAACAAUGGUCUCACCAGAGAAGAGUUGAAUAAAAUGAGUGUGGAUGAGCUCCACCAACUGAACGGCAAGCUCCUGCAACAGAUACAAAAGGUAUUUGAGGAGCUGACGGAGGCUGUGCAGGAGAAAGACUCUUUGACGUCGGAACUCCAUGUUCGUCACAUCGCCAUCGAGCAGCUCUUCAAAAACUGCGCUAAGCUUCCCUGGCUGCAGAUCAGCCGGGCCGGUUCUGGGGUCCAGGCCAGCAGCAACAACCCCAUGGAGUGAGGUGAGUGUGGAUACCAGCCAGGCUGAUGACUCCCUCGUCAUGGGGCUGUUUGACCCCCGUGGCCUGCAGGAUGGCCGCUGUGGCCCGUCUCUUUGUAUUGUGACAGACAUGCUGUGUGAUGCGCUUUCUCACGCAGGAGUGAGGCCUCCUCCCAUCUAGCACUCCAAGACUUUCUGAAUACAAUACUUGAAGAAGGGACUUGUGGGCUUGUGGAUGGGCAGUAUAGUUAAAGGACCUUGGGAUCCACUGAGUUAAAACAGAUUUGUGGAGGCUCUGUCCCUGGACCUGUUGGCUAUGCAGACAAAGUAUGUUUAAGAUUAUGCCUAAUACAGAUGUUUGAUGUAUGGUGACGCAAUAUAUGUUUUGCAUAUACAGUGUAUCUGGCUGCAGUUGUUUUAUUUUCACAAAUAUUAAAAUGCAUCGCAUUUUAUCUGGAUUUCCAAAUAUGCAUACAUUUUUCUAUUAUUUUAAUUGCUUUUUUUCUCACUCUUCAGAAAAUCUUUUCAGAUUUUUUUUGUUGUUGCUGUGGUAACUGUUACUUGUGAGUUUUCUUUUGUAAUCACUUUAGUGAAACCUACUAUUGAGGUUUGAAGAGAAGCUGUUAUUACCGACAAUCUAGUUCAAAGAGGUGGAAUUUUGUGUUUGGAUGUAAAUUUUAUUACUCCAGUUUUUGGAUGGGGCUUUAAUUUCUUUGGUUUGUAUGUUUUUGUUAAUGGCAUGCUGCAAAUGCUAUUCUCUGCUGGUUUUAUCUUACGUCCUUGUGAUUUCAAAUGUUGUUUUUUUUUGUUUGUUUGUUUUUUCUUUUAUAUUGCAGUCAGUAGUAAGGCUGUGAAACACUAUCCAUGUCUGUAGUUGGGAGUUACAUGAAAUGUGUGCUGAUAGCAGAGAAGGACUAAAAGGCCAUUCACAUGGUAGGUAGUAUGUGCUAUUGCAAGGUUGGGAGAAAUUGCUAGCCAGGGAAACCAUGAAAAAGUGACUAAUGAUGUUAGCUAGCAACUGUACCAGCCCUCCUUCAGUAACUAACAUGGCUAGGUAUAAAUGCAUCAUUUGAAAAUCAAUUGAUGCUCUACCCUUAUUAACUUCCAGUCACAUGGGUGUGCUGAUUUCCCUCCCAUUCAGUUGUGUUGUUAGUAAAGAUCCUGGUGUGCACUCAGUGUAGUGUUGUAUCGUUGUGAAAACUCAGCGACAAACACAUUUUCUUCAUAGAACGACUGGACCACAUGCUGUAAGCUUACUGGUUGCGCUUUAGGAGGUCAACAACUUCAGGAGUCAAAGUUCAGUUAAUUUGAACUUUGAGCACAGCAACUCGGUUGUAUUUUUGGGAAGUGUGCUCCGCUUUUCUGGAUGCAGCCAUUUAGGAAAGCGCAGCGUCAUCCUUAAUCAAUAGUAUUGUAUUUCUCUCUGGUGCAAUGGCAUUCUUGCUCAUAUCAUGUGAAUGGCCUAUAACUCUGUAUAGCCCAAUCACCUAACCAAAGCCUUUAUUUGCUUCAAGGUAGCAAAUAUCAGUAUUUCACUUGUGGCCUACAAGUAUAGGUUAUGCUAAACCAACUAGAUUAGAUGGAGAAAUGCAAUAGAAUACACUGCUACCAAAUUUACUUGAAAUGUGGCUUAAUGAUAAAUGUGUGAUUCUAUAAGUGAUUUAAUGUCUUGUUUGAGCUGUUCAACACUUAGCCCUGUCAGUUUGAUGUUAUGAUGUGUGACUGAACGUAGCUAUGUACGCAAUUGUUGCAAUAUUGUUUUCUUUUUUGUAAUUGUGUGUUUCAAGUGUGCUUUUUUUAUUUAAUUUGUGGUUUUCUGGUGGCAGGCCUAUGCUGUAAUGUGGUUUCAAGUGAGGGAUGUGUUAACACUCAACUUGAUGGUCAAAUCCCAUUUCAUUUGAGCAGGAUGUCUAAUGGUUCCCAUUUUGCUUCCUAUUCUAAAGACACUGAUUAGAAUAAGAAAUUGUAUAAAAGAAAACCUUUAAUAUGAAAGCGAAGGCCAAAUAACAGUUUGCUUAACCUAUCCAGCCUGGUCAGAUCAGUGAUUUCAAAGAGGAGACAAACUAACAUGAAUGGUAGGGACACUGUUGAAGUAAGCCUCUACCAAUUCCUUCGUUAAGAAAUGGACAUGCACAUAGGCACACUGGUGUUUUAAUACCGCUGCACAGUGUUUGGGUCUAGUUUUAAAAGUUAUCUAUCCAUAGUUUGGCUGUCGGAAAGGGUUUAAUGCAUAGACAGAAUUAAUAGAACUGGAUCCUUAAUUCAAGUCAGUGAUUUGUCUCAUCAACUCAUAUUUCUAUGCAUAAAAUCCUGUCAUGAAAUCCAGAUUUUAUCAUUGGCCCGACAUGAAUUUGUAUAUUUUGGGAAGAAAGAAAAUAUAUUCAGAUUGAUGUAUUUGAAUCUCCAUAUGUCAGUCUCUCUUUAUAAGAGAUCAGAUUUGAACCCUUUGGGGUUUACAUGAAAGGUUUUAGCUCAGCUUUUAACUAUUACCCUGGUUUGUUUAAAUUCAAUAAUUUGUAUUCUUAUGAGAAGUGAGUUUUGUUGGAAAAGUUCCCAAUUCUUACAACUGGCAUGUGUGUUUGCAAUGGAACCCCUUCUCCUUUAUAAUGCACCUAUACUAGAGAAUAGAAUAGUGCCCAGUCAGAUUUUUCAGAGUAAUUGUAGGUUUGUUAAAGGCUUCGGAACAUGCCUCAACAAUAACCAAGUAAAUCAGACAUCUUAAUUCAUUGGUUUCCAUGUUGUCACGGUUAUCAUGCACACUUGACCAUAACACCUGUUCGCCUAGCUAAUUAGCCUUGCAAUUGGGUACCAUGCUGCUGCAGAAUAUUGUGCUAGUUUUGACCUCCAUCUUUGAAGUAGAUAGGAAAGUCUGAGGUAACUUCAACUUAUUGGAUUUCAGACUUUCUUGCUUGGUGACACAAAUGACACCCUUUUCAUUAGCUUUGUGGUUAGCAACAGGAAACAUCCAGACAUUGACUAAAAGGUUGCACAAACAUUGGUGCUGAGGUGGUCAGAAUAGUGUAUUUUUCAGUAAUGGUUUUUACCCCCAAAUAUCAGAACUGUUUUGCAGUUUAUUCCAUUUUCCUGAACCCAUCAGUUCCUUGCUUUAAGGGCAGAGUAUCAAAAAUCCUGAGACAUUUGUAGGUUUAUUUUUAAGGGGGAGCAAUAGGAUAUACAACCUGAUGAAAUGUUGUGUUGAGCCAGAAUCUGUUCAGAAUGUUUUAACUUUGGAUGAGUAAACUGACAUUAUUGCUCAGUGAAACCCAAAGUCAAUAACUUCAAUCAAUUAUGCAAGUUUUGAAAUACCCCUUACGUUAAUGUUUUUGCAGUUUUAUUAAUAAAAGAAGCAAUGCCUCGCCAAUUGGCCUUACAUAUCAUAUACACUUAGGCAUAUGUAUUUGAUUUUAACAUAAACUAAAUAACACUGUUAUUGGAAAAGGAAAAUCAAGUUUUCUUUGAAUGAUCAAGGCUUUGUAAAAUGUGUGUAAAAUGUGUGGUUUUGAUAGUAUUAGUAUUGAGAUGUCUUCCUCUUUCAAUGACUGAUUAAGUAACUACAAUCUUUUUAUUAACACUGUGCAUUGUGUGAUUGGAUUGCCAUUAGAACCUUAUAAAAUUGCUGUAUCAACACUCCAUAGAGGAAGGAGGAUCACUUGAGCAACUUUGAGGGAAUACCUACAUUUUUACCAAAGUGUAAGACUAUGUAAGACCAAAGUAAGGAUAAUCCCAAGGUUUCAAAAUGCUAAACACAGCAAAACUGCUAAAACAUGGCAAAAGGUUGUGGCAUAACUACAAAACCUUUGCUCUCAAAUGCCCAUGUCAUUUAUAAACAUCCUUAUUUAAAAGGUUUAAUUUAUUGGGCUAGUCAGAACGGAUGCUUCCCUGGCUGAAAAGUUGCGAGCCGCCUGUCAUCUCUGAAGGUCAUUAGCUGUGUAUGUAUCUAGGUAAUGUGUUCAUAUGUUACAUUUCAUUCCCGUUUCAGCUAAAUUUGACUUGACGACAAAUUUUACUUAGUCGUCUAAAACAUUGAGGCUAUGUGGAGUUUUUUUGGUUAUGCUUUACUGCCUAUGUGAAAUUUGUCUAAGUAACGGUUUGUAUUUUUUUCUAAAAUAUUUCAAUAAAUUGAAAUUAUUUUU
Esox lucius (northern pike) is the source of this 5212-nucleotide messenger RNA. It is a transcript of the gene c7h21orf91, whose product is annotated as chromosome 7 C21orf91 homolog. Bases 201 to 1100 code for a protein of 299 amino acids. The record is from RefSeq and is a predicted model, not a curated record. Lineage: Eukaryota; Metazoa; Chordata; Actinopteri; Esociformes; Esocidae. The transcript has 5 exons.